GGUUCACACAGUCAGUCGCCUCUGCGAUUUAGGAGCGUGAGGGAGUAGAGACGCCGGAGCGUUCUUGGAGGCUUUGUGAGACAACUUGAUUUUUCUUGACGGAGAACCGGCGUUAUCGUAAUUUAAACACUAUCAAUAUGGAGCGUUCUCUUUUGGAGAUUAUAAUCAACAAUCAGGCCGGAAGUGGCGAAUCCAUCUUUGCUUUGAUGAAAUUUGCUGUUCUACCAAUAGCAAAAGUGUUUACCAUGUGCUUUAUGGGGGUGCUAAUGGCCUCCAAGUAUGUCAACAUUCUUCCUGCAAAUGGACGAAAGCUUCUCAAUGGCCUUGUCUUUUCUCUUCUCCUUCCAUGCUUAAUUUUUUCUCAACUUGGGCGUGCAAUCACUUGGCAAAAGCUACUAGAGUGGUGGUUCAUUCCUUUUAAUAUAAUUCUAUCUACCAUAUUUGGAUCUCUUGUGGGUUUCAUUGUUGCUUCCAUUGUUCAGCCACCAUAUCCUUACUUCAAGUUCACCAUCAUUCACAUUGGAAUUGGAAACAUAGGCAAUAUACCUCUUGUUUUGAUUGCUGCUCUAUGUCAGGACAAAUCAAAUCCAUUUGGUGAUUCUGCCAAAUGUAGCCAAGAUGGAAAUGCAUACAUAUCAUUUGGCCAGUGGGUUGGUGCAAUAGUCUUGUAUACCUAUGUUUUUCAGAUGCUUGCACCGCCACCGGGCCAAACCUUUGAUGGGGUAGAAGAGGCAAAGCUUCCAACUAACCAUCCUUUGGAGAACUCUGAAACUGAGAAAGUUCCAUUGCUAACUUCAAGAGAGGCCAAAUCUACUGGACUUGAAUCUCCAAAACAAGGAAAAAUAAUUGUCACUCUAUGCUAUCUUGUGGAAAAGCUAAAGCUCAAGCAAGUUUUUCAGCCUCCCAUUAUUGCUUCAGCUCUGGCAAUUCUCAUUGGCACUAUACCAUUUUUGAAGAACUUCAUCCUGACUGAUGAUGCCCCGCUAUUCUUCUUCACCGACAGUUGUCUUAUUCUUGGCGAAGCAAUGAUCCCGUGUAUUUUGCUUGCUUUGGGUGGAAAUCUCGUGGAGGGCCCUGGUGCAGGCAGUAAAAGACUGGGUUUACGAACAAUCACCGCUAUCAUAUUCGGAAGAUUGGUUUUGGUUCCUUCUACAGGACUCGGCAUCAUCACUAUUGCAGACAAGCUUGGUCUUUUCCCCAAGGGUGACAAAAUGUUCAAAUUUGUUCUGCUGCUGCAGCACACAAUGCCCACGUCUGUCCUUUCUGGUGCAGUUGCUAGUUUAAGAGGCUGCGGGAAGGAAGCAGCUUCUAUUCUAUUUUGGGUUCACAUCUUCGCUGUCUUUUCCAUGGCUGGAUGGAUUGCUUUUUAUGUUCAUAUGCUUUUUGGAAAUCAGACAGUGUCCCUUUAAUGUGACUGAUGUAAAUAUUUGCUCGUCUGAGUGACUAUCAAUAACUCAUCAUCUGCAAAAAAAACUGGUCUUCGAUGCCAUUGCCACUGUAUCAAAAAGCUUUCUUAGCUGUUUAUUCUUCUUCUUUAGCUGAUAGUCCCAUAGUCACUGGGAUCUCACCGCCUCCGGCGAAGAGUCAGCCUGCCCCUCAUGACAGUUUCAGAUCAAGCACCUGCUCGCCCAGUAACCAAUUCCAUUUUUCAGUUAUACUAUGAGCAAAGUCUGUACAUCUGUGUCAGUCAACCAUGGUUAAUCUUUGUAACAAUUAAAUUAUUUUAGAUUAAGUUGGAACAAUUUCACUUUAACUGUUCAAUUUGUUUUGUUGUCGUUGUUAAUUUUAUUUACACUCUUGUUUUGCCAUAAUGAUAUCGAAGAUUCAAGUCUGCUGUUGCUGCACAAAAUCAUUCCAGUAGAUUCAAAUGACUCUGGUGUGUUUAUUUGAGUGGGAGUACGAGUAAACUUUACAUAAA
Messenger RNA from Zingiber officinale, 1918 nucleotides. RefSeq names its product protein PIN-LIKES 6-like. Gene Ontology annotation, cellular component: membrane. NCBI's taxonomy places the organism in Eukaryota, Viridiplantae, Streptophyta, Magnoliopsida, Zingiberales, Zingiberaceae. The coding region runs from base 138 to 1409 and encodes 423 amino acids. The record is from RefSeq and is a predicted model, not a curated record. The transcript has 12 exons. Gene Ontology annotation, biological process: endoplasmic reticulum to cytosol auxin transport.